This is a messenger RNA of Manihot esculenta (cassava), 957 nucleotides long. RefSeq lists its product as uncharacterized. The record is from RefSeq and is a predicted model, not a curated record. The coding region runs from base 221 to 715 and encodes 164 amino acids. The transcript is spliced from 2 exons. NCBI's taxonomy places the organism in Eukaryota, Viridiplantae, Streptophyta, Magnoliopsida, Malpighiales, Euphorbiaceae.
CCUUACCCAACCUCAUGAAAGAGAGAGAUGCUUCUUCGUUUUCAGUGGAGAGAGAAAUGAACACAAACAGAUUAUAGCAGUUGUGCAUAGCAAAGAAAGACCAUCUCUAAACUACUCUCUUUCCUCAUUUCCUCUCUAUAAAAACUCAUUUUCUCCAAGCAACCCACAAUCUCAAUUCUUGAUUCUCUGCUCAGAUUUAGCCUUUCUGCUGGGGAAUGCGAUGCGAUUAUUGAGGAGGAUCGCGGGAUUUCUUGGGUUUGUUAAAGACGAAGGUGCCCACGAAGUGAAAGACCAAGAAUCAGUAGAAGAUGAUCAUCAUCGUAACAACCACCGCCAUCACCAACAAUCCCGUUUUCCUUCCAAUUAUGAAGAAACUGGGCUUCCCCGUAAAGGCUUCGGCGUCCCCGUUAAGGUCGCCGUAGACCGUGCGCAGCUCGGCCCAGUUCUGGUCCCUUCUAGCUCUGGAGAUGGAGGCGUCCAGGGUCUGAGAUGGCACGCAAAGCGCCUCAAGAUGGAUGAAGAUGGAGAUGUGGCAGAUGAAUUCCUUGAAGAGGUUUUACCAGAGACAUCAUCCUGUGUUGACCACCAGAAACCGUUGCCGAGGUUUAAAGUGAAGUGCAGUGCCCGACCCGCAAAAAUCAAGAACCAGGUGAUUUCCCAUGAUGGGAAAAUCCAAGUGUGUGUAGAAUAUCAAGGUAGAUUACAGUUGAUGUGAUGUAUUUUAACAUCAAAAUUGAGGUUUGUGGGUUGGGUUUCACUGUCAAGUCUAUAGCAGUAGCAUAUUGUUGGCUCAUACAAAAGCUAAGCUAAGCUAAUUCUUUUAGAUGAGAUUUGUGGUUUUUCAAUGUAGCAUGAAUUGGGGAAACCAUCCACCCAAAAUGUAUUAGUAUCUGUACUGUAUUACAAGACUUUUUACGCAAUUGGUUUUACUGGAAGAUAUUGAUUUAGACUCCUUAA